Molecule: messenger RNA, 936 nt
Organism: Puccinia triticina
Lineage: Eukaryota; Fungi; Basidiomycota; Pucciniomycetes; Pucciniales; Pucciniaceae
Exons: 2
Coding region: 1-936 (311 amino acids)
Source: RefSeq, a predicted model, not a curated record
AUGAGCCAUACCGACCCUCUAUUGUUUCCAGUCGAUCCCAGACUAUUUGGAUCAACAUCAACCUCGCCGAAGCCCACUGGACAAGCAGCCCAUCCGCCAGAGACACAGCCCUUUGCACCCCCCAGCAGCAUCAAGCCAUCGCAGAAGAAACGACCAAGCGAGACCCUCAAGACCCCACAAUCACAGUCAAAGAAGACCUCUGCCUCAACGAUGUCGUUCAAAGAAAGGAAGAAGGCUGCGUCAGAAUCCGAUCACGACGAGUCCGCUCCGGAAGAAUCUGAAAACGAAGAAACCCCGAGCAAGAAGCGCUACCAUCACUGGACAAACGACCAGAAGAUAUCACUCCUGACGUUCAUCAUCAAUCAGAUUCAACUCGCCGAGCAACUGUUUGGCAGAACAAUCUCCGCGACCGGGUACACUCCUUCAAGACCCGAAGAAGUCCCCCCACAAGCUGCCCAAUUCGAAAGAGUAUCAACGGAUCAGUCGCCUGCUUCAAUCAAUUGCCGAAACUCAAAGAAGUUUUACAAAAUGCAAGAUACGCCCACGUCCGACAAUGCUCGUCUUGAGACUGUUCCUCAAACCAUCACUUGUACUGCAUCCCCCAACCGCGUGAGAUUACCCGAUUAUGAAAUUUCGAAGAGCGAAGUGGAUGAUCUAGUUGACGUUCUUCGCGCGACUCACGGCAACGACGACAUCAAGUCGGUGUCCCCGAAUACCGGUGUGAGCGUCAAAGACGAAGGCCCCUCAGCAAAAGUCAGUGUGCGGGGCGAAGCACUGAAACUGCUCUCCUCGAUGUUUCUCGACCACAUUUCAACCGAAGAAUACGUCCGAUUUGUCAAGGUCUUGCAGUCUGAGUCAAAUGCAGAGCUUUUCAUUUCUUUGGCUUCUACAUCCAAUGUCUCUGUUUGUAAGGCCUGGCUUGCAGCAAGUGGUUAA